CAAAACAGCUUCGCUAGCGAUGGAUUCUCCAGCACGGUGGUCCGUAUGGCUUGAUGAGGCUAGCUGCUGUUAAUGAUGUUUGUAGAGUGACUGUCGAUGAUGGUCACACAAUGGCAAAAACACGACCCAGUUCCUCCGAGUCUCUGACUGAGUCCCCUGAAAGCAUGGGAAGCACUGACAGGGGUGUGGAUGCAUCCCCUCCCUGUGGUUCCAAUGUGCUGAGUCCCUCAAAAACAGGAUAUUCUAAGAGGGAUUUUAUGAUGAGGCUUCCAGAGGAAAAGCUCAAACACUUUGACAGCCGAGCUCAGGCCCACGAAGACAACCAAGAGUGUGAUGCCUGCAUCCAGGACCUGGUGCGUUGUGUGGCUCUGACUAGGCUGGUAUAUGGGGACGGACAUCUGAAACUAGCCCAGGCCCAUGUCAGACUGGCAAAAGCAUAUUUCCAGCUCAAAGGCUGGGGACUGCAGGCCCAGGAGCACUCUGCCCAGGCCAGAGAGCUGCUGUCUGUCUGCUCCUCCAUCUCCUCCGGCAGAGGGGAAAAGCAUGAGUUUCUAACAUGUCUCCUGAGCGUACACCUCACACGGGGAGGUGCUGCACUGCUUACAGCCAAUCUUGAGGAGGCGGAAUCGUCUUUUCUGGAGGCAGAACAAGUUCUUAAGGAGCUUCCUCAACAUGGUGCCAUCAACCAGGAAGAGAUGAUAAAGACUGAGCUGGAAAUCUCCACUGGCCUAUGCAGGAUCUAUAAGAGACAGAGCAGGCCAGACAAAGCCUUAAGCCAGUGUGAGAGGUCUCUGCAGCUGCUUAAGGACUGUGAUACGCCAGAGAAGACCUGCUCUGUCUAUAGGGACAUGGCCGCCAUUGAACAGGACAGAGGUCAUUUGGACCGAGCCAUAGAGCAUCUCUCCAAGGCUCAUGCCAUUUCUAUGAGCCACAGCCCGGAGGAGCUCGAGGGGGCUCAGAUCUCCCACAGCCUGGCCCUCAUCCUCUCUGCUGCAGCAGAACCCCAUCACAAUGACUCUGCAGAUCAAUACUUUGAGCAGAGUCUUAGGGCAUAUAAGAACUCUGUAGGUCCACAGGAUCCAGCCUUCCUCACUGCCCAGGAUGAUUUCUGUCGUUUCCUCCUCCUCAAUGGCCAGCAAGAGAGAUGUGUGGAGAUUCAGAGAGCAUCACUUAUUUUGAAGAGAUCUACAUUUGGUGACCUGAGUGCUGAGGUAGCAGACACCCUUCAGCUGAUAGGAAGUGUGGAGAUGACUGAGGGCAGGAUGAUACAGGCCCACAGGACUAUGACAAAGGAAAACUGGCUCAUGCAGUAAAAACCCCUCAAAACAAACAUCGAGAACAAUGACACACACACACACAGACUCCCACUUCACAUUUCCCCCUUCCUCUGUAGUGCUCCUGAAAAAAAACACCUUCCAUUACAUCAACCUUAGCAACAGUGAAAACAUCCAUGAGACCAGAUGGAUAUGUUCCAGAUUACCGAGUGUUUUACUUUCCCUGGUGAGGAGGGAAACUUUCGCUCCCUCUGUCCCUGAUUUAACAAAGUUCUCACAUUGUAAUCUUUACAUCUUGUUAUUUAUGAUGAUUUCAGAAAUCACAGGCAGGUUUGUAUCAUGUCUGUUGUGUCACCAUGGGAACUCUGUAAUCAUAUACAUGUGUUUGUAGUUAAAAAUUUAGACUUUUCUGUUUUUUGUUAAAUUAUGUAACAUUUUCUGAUGUCAUAGAGCUACGUAGUGAUUGCUCAUUCCUCUCAUUUGAUUGGACCAAACUAAAUGUAAAGUUGAAAACAACUCAGCUGCGUCUUGAAUUUGUUGAGUUAACCACUUCAGAUUCCUUGGUUGCUGGUUUAGAGUACUUGUAAUAAAUCUAGCAGAUCCCCCUUGUUGACCUGACACUCGGAGUGGUCAGCACAGGUGUUAUCUAAACCUUGGACUGCUACAGUGGUUAUUUUGGGAUGUUUAGUGCAUUCACGUGUUGCUAGGAAGUGUUUAUUCCCCCCUGAGUAUGAGUUGCACCUCUCAUCUUCCACCAACCACUCACUGCCAUUAUUUUUAUUUUUAAUUUUAGUGCCUGGAAAUCCAGAAUUGGAUGUAUGGGCCUCAGCACAAGAAGACAAAAGCUACACAAAAAGCUGUGGACAUGCUGGCUCGGUAAAUCUGCAGAACUAAAUUGCCAAUUGACAGGUUUUACUAAAUGUUAGAAUGAUUUGACAUUUGAUUUGAAAAAAAAACAAAAAACAGAUUUAUGUAACAAUUCAGCCCACGUUCCAGUGAUGUAACCAA
Messenger RNA from Seriola aureovittata, 2282 nucleotides. It is a transcript of the gene ttc23, whose product is annotated as tetratricopeptide repeat domain 23. The transcript has 11 exons. The coding region runs from base 54 to 1313 and encodes 419 amino acids. The record is from RefSeq and is a predicted model, not a curated record. Gene Ontology annotation, molecular function: protein binding. Lineage: Eukaryota; Metazoa; Chordata; Actinopteri; Carangiformes; Carangidae.